This is a messenger RNA of Penicillium antarcticum, 1722 nucleotides long. RefSeq names its product Succinate--hydroxymethylglutarate CoA-transferase. The record is from RefSeq and is a predicted model, not a curated record. The transcript has 2 exons. Lineage: Eukaryota; Fungi; Ascomycota; Eurotiomycetes; Eurotiales; Aspergillaceae. Gene Ontology annotation, molecular function: catalytic activity. The coding region runs from base 1 to 1722 and encodes 573 amino acids.
AUGCAUCAGACUGUCCCUAGCGCAGAGAUAUACGGUCCCGGAUCUUUCAUGGAUCGUGAAUUUCUAGCGAUUCCUGACGAUGCUCGCCGCAUAUUCAAGCUUUUAGCGCAGACUACCCCAGGAUUCACCGCGGACCCAGAUCUUUCCGACCAAGUGACCUUUGAAGGUGGCGCGGAACCGAUAGUACCAGGACCAAUUAAGGCUCCGCCCUUUGCUGCUGCUUUGCAUGCGAUGUGCGGGAUUGUCGCCAAUGAACUGCUGGAUGAAAGAGACGGAAAGUGGCCCGAGCGUCGUGUGGUUAUCAACAUCGAUCAUGCUGCUUUUUGGCUAGGUACUAUCGGCUUUGUCAAAUGGAACGGAAUGAGCCUUACCGAGAUUGCGAAUGAGGGAAAGCUCGGUGACCUUUACAAAACCGAUUUCGAAAAGGGAGCAUUUGCAACACCGCUUCGAAUGCGCGUCACCGGAAAUUAUCCCACAAAAGACCCUAACAUUUGGUAUCAGCUCCAUGGGUCUCUGAAUGCAGACCCGGUCCUCCAGGUAAUUGGAAUAGAUCCCGAAACGCCGUGCCAGACAUCAAAAGACGCCUAUGAACUUAUCAGCAAACACGUCCAGCAGUUCACCGCGGAUGAGCUCGAAAUGAAAAACAUCAAGCUUGGUCUCUGUGGAAAUACUUGUUAUACCCCAGAAGGGUGGCGGGCUACUCAAAUGGGCAAGCAGCUCUCACGACAUCCAUUGAUUAACUACAAGUUCCAGGCCCAUGCAAUGCCGACACCGCCUACACCCAUUCCUAAUACUUCUACCGACAAGCGUCCAUUGGCGGGUGUCAAAGUGAUUGAGCUGGUUCGAGUCAUUGCUGGACCCGUUGUCGGGACCACCUUAGCUGCCUUUGGAGCAGAUGUAAUUCGCGUGAAUUGCAGCCGCCUGCCCGAUUUCAACUCUCUUCAACUCACGUUAAAUGCAGGGGUUCGGACUAUCGAUAUUGAUCUCACAAGAGAAGACGACCUUGCGGUUCUCUCGGGUCUCAUCAAUGACGCCGACGUCUUUGUUCAAGGUUAUCGCCCUGGUGCGAUUUCCAGCAAGGGAUUAAGCAUCUCUAAUCUUCUAGAAAUGGCGGGUAGAAGAAACAAAGGUAUUAUUUACGUCGAGGAGAACUGCUACGGACCAGACGGACCAUUCUCUAGUCGACCAGGUUGGCAGCAAACUGGAGAUGCUGCUUCAGGAUGCUCCCAUGUGACUGGGCGCUCGAUGGGCCACACAGAUGGCACAAGUGUUCUCCCUUCGCUUCCUAUCCCAGAUAUGAUGACUGGGCUCAUCGGAACGCUCGGAGCUAUGAUGGGUCUUCGUGACCGUGCACGAAAGGGGGGCUCGUACCAUGUCUUUGCAUCACUUGCUGCCGCCGCAGCGUAUCCUUUGAGCCCCGAAGUCGGCUUGUACUCUCCUGAAAUGGUACAAAAAGUCGAUGAGAAGUUUCAAUGGGGCCCAAUGGACUCAUCCAUGUUUGUACUAGAGCUUUUGCAGGUUGUACUGGAUGGUUGGAACAAAGUUUGGCCCGACUUGUAUUCUCCUGAAUCACAGUUUACGACCAAGCUGAGAGGAGAAUGGGGCACAUUUGACUUACUUAAACCAGUGGUCAAGCUGGCAAAUGACAAGGUCUCGCCGGAAUGGAUAACAGCCCCAGUUCCCCACUGUUACUUCGAUGCGAAAACCACAUCCUGGCUGUGA